This is a messenger RNA of Knipowitschia caucasica, 921 nucleotides long. The record is from the annotation of a GenBank genome assembly. Lineage: Eukaryota; Metazoa; Chordata; Actinopteri; Gobiiformes; Gobiidae.
AUGGGGAUAGAUCGGCGGAGGAGAGCAACGCUGGCUCUUGGGCUCAACUUCGUGGCAUUGUUUCUGGCCGUGUCCGCGCUGACCACGAGCUACUGGUGCGAGGGCACGCGGAAGGUGGUGAAGCCCUUCUGCACGGGACCCGUCACCACGCGUCAAGCGUUCUGCAUCCGCUUCAACAGCUCCAACCUCAACGACUCGCGCCUGGUGCAGUACAUCUGGGAGUCCGGGGAGGACAAGUACGUGAUGAGGAAGUUCCACACCGGGAUCUGGUUCUCCUGCGAGCAGAACAUCAACAUGACGGGUGAGAACUGUCGCAGCUUCAUUUACGUGGCUCCAGAAAACGAACGAGGAGUGCUGUGGCUGUGCAUCGUGGCAGAGUGCCUGUACAUCCUCCUCCUCUCCACUGGGGGCAUCCUCAUGUCCAUAGAGGUGUGUCAUAUCGGGAACGUGAUAGAUGGCCUCAAGCUCAACGCCUUUGCAGCAAUCUUCACCGUGCUCUCCGGGCUGCUGGGGAUGGUGGCCCACAUGAUGUUCACUACUGCCUUCCAGCUCACCGUGAGCCUGGGCCCAGAGGACUGGAAGCCUCAGACCUGGGACUACAGCUGGUCCUACAUCCUGGCCUGGAGCUCCUUCACCGCCUGCAUGGCCUCCUCCGUCACCACCAUCAACCGCUACACCAAGACCAUCCUGGAGUUCAAGCACAAGCGGAGGAACAUCGAGAAGAACCUGAAGAUCAAGCAGAAGCUGCUGGAGCUGGACUCUCCUCAGCAGCUGUGGGACAUGUACGUGAGCACUGUCCCCAGCGGCACGGCCGAAGAACUGCUGGACCUGUCCUCCGGCACACGCAGACUUUCCAACGCCUCCAUGUUCUUAGACCUGAGUGACCUGCCCGAGCACACACACUCCCACGGCUACUGCUGA